AUGUUGUUGGUCAACAAUACUUACAUAAUUAAAAUCCUUACUCUGAUCAUAACAGGACCAUGUGGGAUCAUCCUAAACGCAUCGAUUGUAGCUGUGCAUCUCAGCCACUGGAAGAACGGAGUGAGCUUUGGGGAAUGUGAUCAAAUCACUCUAAUCAAGGGGAUCACCAAUGUCCUCCUCCAGUGCUUUUUAGCUUUCAAUGGGAUCAUUAAUACGUUUCAGCUAUAUAAGCAUUUUGACAAAGAAUUCAUUUUUGUGAGUUAUACUUUCUUCUUUUUUUUGACUUCCCUCUGGGUUUGGCUCACUGCCUGGCUUUCUAUCUGCUACUGCUUCAAACUCUGCAACAUUUCACAUCGAUUCUUUAUUAUCUUAAAAAAGACAGUGCCCCGUAGGAUUACCCAACUCUUGUUGGGAACAGUGAUGAUUUUAGGUAUUAUUAAGAUUCCGAUUUUUUGGUCACUGAACAUCAACGCAAAGCUAAACACAUCUUCCACCUUAACAGUUCCUUUCUUUAUCUUAGAAACGGACAUUAGAUACCUGUCCUUUGCUGUUGCAUUUGUAAGUUUGUUACAAUUUGGUUGCUGCCUGCCAACUCUUAUAACUUCUUUCUGUAUGGGACUCAGCUUAAUGUCCCUUUUGAGACAUGUCCGGAGGAUGAAGCAGAAUAAUUCUCAAUCUUGGAGUGGUAAAAUGAAGACCCAUGCAAGAGCCUGUAUGGCAAUAUUCCUACUUUUGGCUCUGAACUUGUUUUUCUUUUUGACAGUUUUUAUUUCUAUUAUAUUGAAAUUCAACAUUGCAAGUUAUUGGGACACUUUCUUCUUUUCUAUCAUCUUGGCAAGUCCAUCAGGCCAAGGUUUCAUUCUGUUGUUUGGAAAUUCAAAGUUACGGCAUGAUUUGUUAAAGAUUUGCUUGUGA
Molecule: messenger RNA, 915 nt
Organism: Xenopus laevis (African clawed frog)
Lineage: Eukaryota; Metazoa; Chordata; Amphibia; Anura; Pipidae
Product: taste receptor type 2 member 7-like
Exons: 2
Coding region: 1-915 (304 amino acids)
Source: RefSeq, a predicted model, not a curated record